Molecule: messenger RNA, 1985 nt
Organism: Linderina pennispora
Lineage: Eukaryota; Fungi; Kickxellomycota; Kickxellomycetes; Kickxellales; Kickxellaceae
Exons: 2
Biological process (GO): protein folding in endoplasmic reticulum
Cellular component (GO): cytoplasm; membrane
Source: RefSeq, a predicted model, not a curated record
GACACAACAUUCUUGGUCGCCAAUACCACGCUGAUCUCUACGGAACACAAAGAGCGACCGAUAGCAAGCUUGGCUGGCUACACAGGCAUCAACGCGCUGGAUACGAUACCGGAGACUGGGCUGUUAUUGCGGCGAACAGACGGUAUAGAGUCGUCAGAGACAACAGAGCACGUAGUAGCGGUUUCCGAACAGGUGCCUGAGCAUGGCCAUGUGCAUGAGCAUAAGCAUGGGCAUACGCACGGGCAUGGAUAUGAGCAUGUGCCUACACAGGUUGUAGACAAUGCAGACGACGUGGAGGAGGGCCCAGCUAUUGUCGACACAGUAGAGGAUUCGUGGGAAUCAGACAUGGCUGACAAUCCACCCGAACGCCCACUGAAUGAGCCCCUGCCAACGACCAUUGUCGCCGACGACCAUGAGCAGACCGAAGACCACAGCACAACAACGACCGUUGGCUAUUCACCGACGCCAGUGCCGCCACCAUCUCUGCGGCGUGACGCCAAAGCUUUGAAAGAUCGGUUCAACUACGCAUCAGCAGACUGCGCAGCGGUAGUGCUGAAAUCCAACCGCGAGGCACGCGGGCUGAAGGCGAUUCUCAACACGAAGAAGGACCAGUACAUGCUGAACACGUGUGCUGCGCGCGACAAGUUUGUGAUUGUCGAGCUGUGCGACGACAUCCUGAUCGAUACGCUGGUACUGGGCAAUUACGAGUUCUUCUCAAGCACAUUCAAAGACACUAUGGUGUAUGUCAGCGACCGGUAUCCGCCCAAGAACAACACGUGGACGUUGCUGGGCCACUUCCAGGCGCGCAACUCCAGGGAUGCCCAGGUAUUCCCGGUGGUGGACCCAAAGCUAUGGGCACGGUACGUCAAGGUCGAGUUCCGCUCGCACUACGGCCGAGAGUUCUACUGCCCAGUUACUGUACUUAAGGUAUAUGGUGCCACGCAGAUGGAGCAAUUCCGGAAGGAAGAGGAGGAAGAGGAGUUUUUGGAGACAGCGACGUUGACGGUUGACGCCGUGGCUACGCCUGCGUUUGACUACCCGUUCCGCAUGCCGUACCGAACAGAACCGCUCGGCGUGGGCGCUCUGCCGGCCACUUCAGCAGCCAAGGCGUACUUGAAGGACAUCCAGGAGCUUGUCGACGAGUAUGAAGCAAAUGAAGACGGCGAGGUCGACAGCACGCCGACCGCAGUGCCAAUCCCCAAGGUGCCUGAUUUGCCAUGGGGCCAGCGCGAGAAUGAGCUCACCGGCGCCGACCAAGACCAGGGCGACGACGAAGGCAUCGACGACGAAGACGAAGACGAGGAAUGUGACGGCGUCAAUGUCAUGUGCAUCUACGACUCUGACGACUCUGACAUGCCCGCUGCCCAGGAAACCGCAGAUCGCAACCUUCCGCCUCUGGGCAGCGGUCCCGCGGCCAGCGUGCCUGUAGAGAACAACGGGAUUGAGAAGCCGUAUGAGCAGCCGGCAGCGCGCGGGCCGCCCCGGCAAGAGAGCAUUUUCAAGACGAUUAUGCGGCGCCUCUCGCGGGUCGAGCGCAACAUCACCCUGACAUACCACUACCUGGAGGAGCAGCACCUGGUAUUCAACAUGAUCCUGCAGCAGGUCGAGAUGAGCAAUCUGGAGCACCUGCAGCACGCAAUCCGCCAGCUCAACCAUACCACAAUGAAGCAAAUGCAGUCGCUGACCAUGCUGAGCGAGGAGGUCUGGCGCGCAAUCCUGUAUGAUAUUGAAACGCACCAGCAGAAGACACAAAGGCUCGAGUACUUGGCCGAGGAGGUACUGUUUGAGAAGCGCAUGAACCUGAUGCAGCUGAUGCUGCUGCUGACUAUAGUUGCGCUCAUUGCGCUGAACAAGGUUGCAACGAAGCUGGCUCUGAUACCAGAAACGAAGAAGGAAAAGUGACAUACACGCGACAUUACUAGAUAGUCUUUAUAUCUUUACCUAUAUAUAAGAUUUUAUAGUCUAAAAAGUGUCCGAUCGUCCGC